Molecule: messenger RNA, 3127 nt
Organism: Dermatophagoides pteronyssinus (European house dust mite)
Lineage: Eukaryota; Metazoa; Arthropoda; Arachnida; Sarcoptiformes; Pyroglyphidae
Gene: Cht7
Product: chitinase 7
Biological process (GO): carbohydrate metabolic process; chitin catabolic process
Cellular component (GO): extracellular region
Molecular function (GO): chitin binding; chitinase activity
Source: RefSeq, a predicted model, not a curated record
AUCUGAUUUUAUAUUAUCUGAGUGUGUGUUUUCCCAGAAAAAAAACGAAUCACUGCCAUAAAUAUCAACCAUCACUGCUCAUCAUCAAUAAAUUUGAUAAUAAUUAUGGCCAUCAUCAUGACUUUUGUACAACGAUUUCAUCUAUUCACUAUCAUAUUCCUUUAUUUUGGCCUAAUUAGUCUUUCACAAUCUCGAAGGUUAUAUCAACCAAGAGUAUCCAAUCAAUUGUUAUCAUCAUCAUCAACAUUGAUGAAAGAAAAUGUUCAGUCGUCAAACAUACCGAAUAAACGUUUGGUUUGUUAUUAUACAAAUUGGUCUCAAUAUCGACCAAAAGAGGGCAAGUUUGUUCCCGAAGAUAUAGAUCCUUUUCUGUGUACACAUAUAAUAUUCAGUUUUGGUUGGAUGAAAGCAAAUAAAUUAACAUCAUUCGAUUCGACUGAUGAAACAUUGAAUAAUAAAAAAGGAACCUAUGAACGAGUAGUUGAAUUGAAGAAAAAAAAUCCCAAUCUUAAGGUAUUAUUGGCCGUUGGUGGUUGGUCAUUUGGUACCGAACGAUUUCGAACAAUGGCAUCAACUCGUUAUAAUCGUCAAGUGUUUAUAUUCAGUGCAUUGGAUUAUUUGCGACAAAGAAACUUUGAUGGCCUUGAUAUUGAUUGGGAAUUUCCUAAAGGAAGUGAUGAUAAACGAAAUUUUGUUGAUCUUCUUAAAGAAUUACGUAUUGCAUUCGAAUCGGAAGCAAUUGAAAAAAGUUUACCACGUUUAUUAUUGACUGUGGCUGUAUCGGCUGGAGCUGAAGCAAUCAAAAAUGGUUAUGAUGUUCCAGGAGUAGCAAAUAAUGUCGAUUUUAUAAAUAUUAUGUCUUAUGAUUUCCAUGGUAAAUGGGAACCAAAAACCGGACAUAAUGCACCACUUUAUGCAUUAUCAACUGAAAGUGAUUGGCGUAAACAGCUAACGAUGGAAUAUGGUGUAAAAAUGUGGGAAAAACUUGGAGCUCCUAAAGAUAAGCUCAUUGUCGGACUUGCAACAUAUGGAAGAAGUUUUACAUUAUCAUCAACUGGUAAUAAUGGCUUCAAUGCUCCAAGUUCUGGUGGUGGUAAAGCCGGUGAAUAUACAAGAGAAUCAGGAUUUUUAGCAUUUUAUGAGAUUUGUGAAAUGCUUAAAAAUGGUGCCAAAUACAUCUGGGAUGAAGAACAAAAAGUGCCAUACGCUAUUCAAGGUGAUCAAUGGGUUGGUUUUGAUGAUGAACGAUCAAUUCGAGAAAAACUUCGAUGGGUCAUCGAUAAUGGUUAUGGUGGUGCUAUGGUUUGGACCGUUGAUAUGGAUGAUUUUAAGGGCACUUGUGCUGGAAUAAAAUAUCCAUUAAUCGGAAUCAUGGGCGAAGAACUUUUGGGUAGGCCAAAACAAAAAUCUAAAUUUGAUUCGAUCAUUCAAAAAGCCAUGAUAGUUGAUCCGUCAACCAAAGUAUUCGUGCCAAGCACUGAUAUUAACAUGAUAAUUGAUAAGCCAAAAGUUAUGCCGACUGCUCCAACCAUAAAUAAGCCAGUCAAAAAUGGAAAUGAUACAAACGCUCGAGUUGUUUGCUAUUUCACCAAUUGGUCACAUAAAAGACCUGGUCAAGGUCAAUUUACACCGGAACAUUUAGAUCCGUUUCUUUGCACACAUGUUAUCUAUGCAUUUGCUAAUCUAAAUAGUGAAUUUAAAUUAAUUCCCAGUGAGCCUAAUGAUGAAAUAGCCAAUGGCCUUUAUGAACGAGUUUUAUCAUUGAAAUCAAAAAAUCCUAAGCUUAAAAUUUUAAUUGCCGUUGGUGGAUGGAUGAUGGGUCCCAUACCAUUUCGAACAUUAACAGAAAGUGCUUAUCGUCAGACUUUAUUCACAUUUAAUGUAGUCGAAUUUCUGCGUAAAAGAGGAUUCGAUGGACUAGAUCUUUGUUGGGAAUUUCCUCGUGGAAUUGAAGAUAAAGAACGUUAUACAAAAUUAUUAAAAGAACUUCGUGAAACAUUUGACGGUGAAGCUAAAGGUUCGAAUAAACAACGUUUAUUACUUUCAGCAGCUGUACCGGCCAGUUUUGAAGCUGUAAACAGUGGUUAUGAUGUUCCCGAAGUAAAUAAAUAUUUAGAUUUUAUCAACAUUAUGACCUAUGAUUUUCAUGGUGAUUGGGAGAAAAAUGUUGCACAUAAUUCACCAUUAUUUCCAAUACAAGCUGCAUCCGAUUAUCAACGUAAAUUGACAGUGGAUUUUAGCGUCAAUGAAUGGAUCAACAAAGGAGCUUCUAGAGAAAAGAUUGUUGUUGGAUUACCAACCUAUGGUCGAUCAUUUACAUUAGCUAGUCCAAAUCUGACCGAUAUUGGUGAUCCAGCAAUUAAAGGUGGACUUCCGGGAAUGUAUACAAAAGAAUCGGGAUUCCUUUCAUUUUUUGAGAUUUGUGAUAUGCUUAAAAUGGGAGCAACAUUAGUCUGGGAUAAUGAACAAAUGGUUCCAUAUGCUUUUCUUGGUGAUCAAUGGGUUGGUUUUGAUGAUCCAAGAAGUUUCAAAGUCAAAACACAAUGGCUUAAACAAGCUGGCCUAAGUGGCAUAAUGAUAUGGUCAAUUGAUAUGGAUGAUUUCAGUGGAUCAUGUAUGGGACAAAAAUUUCCACUUAUUAAUGCUGCCAAAAAUGAUCUGAAAGGUUAUUAUGUGGAAAAUCUUGAUGAAAUCACUGCAAAUACAUUGUCUACUCAAUCUGAAAAUAAAGAUGAAGUUAAAUGUGAUGAAGCUGAUGGACAUAUUAGCUAUCAUAAAGAUAAAAAUGAUUGUACGAUGUAUUUUAUGUGCGAAGGUACUAGACGUCAUCAUAUGCCUUGUCCACAGAAUUUAGUAUUUAAUAUAAAAGAAAAUGUUUGUGAUUGGCCGGAAAAUGUUGAAGAAUGUGCAACGGCAUUGCUGGGCAAUGGCGACAAUAAUAAAUCUACAUGAUAAAUUUGACAUCAAUGAAUUUGAAUAAUGGCAAUUCUUAUUUUACCCACAUACACACACACUCUCAUCAUUUAUUAUCAUUCAAGAUAAAGCCUAUUCAUCUUUCAUCUCAUCUCAUGUUUCAUUAUAAAUGAAUUUUUUUUAUAUGAAAACAUUUUGUUGGCAAAUUUCUUAA